Soboliphyme baturini is the source of this 1263-nucleotide messenger RNA. The record is from the annotation of a GenBank genome assembly. NCBI's taxonomy places the organism in Eukaryota, Metazoa, Nematoda, Enoplea, Dioctophymatida, Soboliphymatidae.
AUGUGGGAUAUCUUUGACGGAAAACGAAAGUAUGAACCUCCGAUUCCGACAAGAAUCGGCAAGAAAAAGAAGAAGAGCAAAGGACCAGAUGCGGCGACGAAGUUGCCCAAGGUGACACCACAUACGCGGUGCAGAUUGAAGCUGCUGAAACUUGAACGCAUAAAAGACUACCUGUUGCUGGAGGAAGAGUACAUACGAAAUCAAGAGAGACUGAAACCUCAGGAGGAGCGACACGAGGUUAGUUUGCGCGGAACGCCUAUGGCCGUCGGCAAUCUAGAAGAGAUAAUCGACGAUAACCAUGCGAUCGUCUCAACCAGCGUCGGUUCGGAACACUACGUCACCAUUCUAACAUUCGUUGACAAGGACCAACUUGAGCCCGGAUCUACAGUGCUUCUAAACCAUAAGACCCAUUCGGUCAUUGGUGUUUUGUCAGACGAUAUCGAUCCAAUGGUGAGCGUCAUGAAACUGGAAAAGGCCCCGCAGGAAACGUAUGCAGAUAUCGGUGGACUUGAUCAACAGAUUCAAGAAAUUAAGGAAUCGGUCGAGCUUCCGUUGACACAUCCGGAAUACUACGAAGAGAUGGGAAUCAAGCCACCGAAGGGCGUCAUUUUGUACGGCGUGCCGGGCACAGGCAAGACGCUGUUAGCGAAGGCGGUCGCUAAUCAGACGUCAGCUACGUUCCUUCGCGUUGUCGGCUCAGAGCUGAUCCAGAAAUAUUUGGGCGACGGCCCGAAACUCGUGCGAGAGUUAUUUCGAGUGGCCGAGGAGCAUGCUCCGUCGAUUGUAUUUAUUGACGAGAUUGACGCGAUCGGAACCAAGCGGUAUGAGUCGAAUUCUGGUGGCGAGCGAGAAAUCCAACGCACCAUGUUGGAACUGCUCAACCAGCUUGACGGUUUUGAUUCAAGAGGCGAUGUCAAGGUCAUUAUGGCAACUAAUCGUAUUGACACGCUCGACCCAGCUUUGAUCCGUCCGGGACGAAUCGACCGUAAAAUCGAGUUCAUGUUGCCUGACGAGCACACGCUUCGCAGAAUCUUCAUGAUACAUACAAGCCGGAUGACCUUGUCCAACGACGUAAACUUUGACAUGCUAGUUUUGUCCAAAGACGAACUUUCCGGCGCUGAUAUCAAAGCAAUAUGCACUGAGGCCGGUCUGUUGGCUUUGCGAGAGCGGCGUAUGAAGGUGGCGUUGGAAGAUUUCAAAAAAGCCAAGGAAAACGUCCUAUACCGCAAAAAGGAAGGAGCUCCAGAGGGUCUGUACCUGUAA